Molecule: messenger RNA, 1053 nt
Organism: Cyphellophora attinorum
Lineage: Eukaryota; Fungi; Ascomycota; Eurotiomycetes; Chaetothyriales; Cyphellophoraceae
Product: Mitochondrial metalloendopeptidase OMA1
Exons: 2
Coding region: 1-1053 (350 amino acids)
Cellular component (GO): membrane
Molecular function (GO): metalloendopeptidase activity
Source: RefSeq, a predicted model, not a curated record
AUGCAGGCAUUUCGACUGGGCCUCCGCACCGCUUUCCGAGCGACGGCACGUUCAGUGCCUCGCAGACCACCUGCACAAUUCCUACAACCUGCACAGCAAACACGAUUCGCUUCGCGGUACCAGCGAUUCGGCAACAAGAAUGAUGGCAGUCAGCAGUCUUGGUCACGUUUCGGGCCAGCAUACCGGGUCCAGUACAUCUGGCGAAACUAUCGGACGACGAUCCUACUUGUGUCAGGCGGCGGCGUGGUCGUGUACGCUUGGAAUCAAGAGAGCGUGCCUGUCACAGGCCGGCGGCGGUUCAACGUCGUCCCGCCAGACCUAGAGAAGCAGAUCGCAGGUGGUCAGUAUGACCAGAUCGUCUCGCAAUUCAAAGGUCAGAUCCUGCCGCCCGAGCAUCCUUACACCCAGCUUUGGAAAGUCCACGUCAUUGACGAUCCAGACAUGAUGAACGCCUUUGUCAUCCCAGGCGGCAAGGUCUUCGUUUUCACCGGCAUUCUUCCCAUCUGUAAGGACGAGGAUGGCGUGGCCGCUGUUCUGGGUCACGAGAUUGCACACAACGUUGCGCAUCAUGUUUCGGAGCGGAUGUCGCAGAGCGUCAUUACUAUGGCCUUUGCCCUCGUCGUCUCACUGCUACUUGAUGUCUCAGGAGGACUAGCCCAAGAUGUGGCUAGUCUUCUCCUCAGCAUGCCCAACUCCCGGACGCAAGAGAAGGAAGCUGAUCAUAUUGGCCUGCUCAUGAUGGCCGAGGCGUGCUAUGACCCCAAAUCGGCCAUUGAUCUCUGGACAAGGAUGGCGGAGAAGGAAAAGGGUGCGCCGCCACAGUUCAUGUCCACGCAUCCAACGAGCUACAACCGUCGUGAGCUGAUUCGCGGCUGGAUCCCACAGGCUGAGGCCAAGUUUGAGGAAGGCGGCUGUGCGGCGACUUUUCAACAUAAGCAGGGUUUUAUGCAAGCCGCACGAAUGCGUGACUCGGGACAGAGAGGUGAAAGGAGGGCGAUACCUGUACAACAAAGACCUUCAGGCAGCGGAGGUGAUGACGAUUAUUUCUUCUGA